Rubroshorea leprosula is the source of this 2393-nucleotide messenger RNA. The record is from the annotation of a GenBank genome assembly. Lineage: Eukaryota; Viridiplantae; Streptophyta; Magnoliopsida; Malvales; Dipterocarpaceae.
CACUCUUGCUUGGGCCUUCACCCCCCAUUACCGUCUUCGCACCUUUCUACUUGGAUUUCCGUUGAACAGAGCUCUCAAUUGAAUUAAACCUCACGAGCUACGGUUUCGAGCUUGAUUUGCAGUGGCCAUGGCACUCAAUCUCCGCCAGAAACAAACAGAAGUUGUAGUACGAAUGCUGAAUCUGAAUCAACCUGUGAACUCAACUGGAACUGCCAAUGAAGAGGUGUACAAGAUCUUGAUUUAUGAUAAAUUUUGCCAAAAUAUUUUGUCUCCAUUGAUUCAUGUUAAGGAUCUGCGUAAACAUGGUGUUACACUUUACUUUCUGAUUGACAAGGAAAGGAAACCUGUCCAUGAUGUGCCGGCUGUGUAUUUUAUUCAGCCUACUCAAUCCAAUAUCCAGAGAGUAAUAGCUGAUGCUUCGAGGUCACUCUAUGAUAGCUUCCACCUGAACUUCUCUUCAUCAAUACCCAGGCCACUUCUGGAAGACCUUGCAUCUGGGACCCUGAGUUCAGACUCAAUUGAUAGGAUUGCAAAGGUCCAUGAUCAGUAUUUGGAGUUUGUUACGUUAGAGGAUAAUUUAUUCUCCUUGGCACAGAAGUAUUGUUACAUGCAUCUGAAUGAUCCAUCAGCUGGGGAUAAAGAGAUUGAAGAGAUUAUUGAAAGGAUUGUCAAUGGAUUAUUUUGUGUUCUGGCUACGCUUGCCGUGGUACCAAUUAUUAGGUGUCCGCGCGGUGGCGCUGCAGAGAUGGUUGCUUCAGCAUUGGACCAGAAGCUCAGGGAUCAUUUGUUCUCAAAAAACAAUUUGUUUUCUGAAGGUGGAAAUUUUGUCAGCUCAUUUCAACGUCCAAUUUUGUGCAUCUUUGAUCGGAAUUUUGAGUUAUCAGUUGGGAUACAACAUGAUUUUAGGUACCGUCCCCUUGUACAUGAUGUUCUUGGCUUGAAGCUUAAUAGAUUGAGUGUGCCAGGGGAGAAAGGUGGGACAAAGUCAUAUGAAUUGGAUAGCUCAGAUCCAUUUUGGGCAGCAAAUGGAUCAUUGGAAUUUCCUGAAGUUGCUGUGGAGAUUGAGACUCAACUGAACAAGUAUAAGAAGGAUGUUGAUGAGGUGAAUAGAAGGACUGGUGGGACUGAUGGAGCUGAGUUUGAUGGGACAGACUUGAUUGGGAACACAAAGCACCUGAUGAAUGCAGUUAACUCCCUGCCUGAGUUGACAGAGCGGAAGCAAGUCAUUGAUAAGCAUACCAACAUUGCAACUGUGUUGUUGGGGGAGAUCAAGGAGAGAUCUCUUGAUUCCUAUGCAAAGAAAGAGAAUGACAUGCUGGUUAGGGGAGGCAUAGAUCGGAAUGAAUUAUUGGGUGUACUUAAAGGAAAAGGUGACAAGAUGGAUAAGUUGCGGUUUGCCAUAAUAUACCUUAUUUCUUCAGAAACCAUUAAUCUAUCUGAAGUAGAGGCAGUGGAAACAGCUCUUAGAGAGUCCGAGGUUGAUACUAGUGCAUUUCAGUAUGUGAAGAAGAUCAAGUCAUUGAAUGUUUCAUUGGCAUCAGCAAAUUCUGCAAGUAGAAGUAACAUUGUUGAUUGGGCUGAGAAACUGUAUGGGCAGUCACUAAGUGCUGUGACUGCAGGUGUUAAGAACCUAUUGGCUAGUGAUAGGCAGCUGGCAUUGACAAGGACAGUGGAAGCUUUGAUGGAGGGGAAGCCAAACCCUGAAAUUGAUUCUUAUCUUGUAUUUGAUCCUCGUGCCCCUAAGUCAAGCUCUGGGACUAGUAGCAGCCAUCUAAAAGGACCAUUCAAAGAAGCUAUUGUUUUCAUGAUUGGAGGUGGCAAUUAUAUGGAGUAUGGUAGCUUGCAAGAGCUUGUACAGCAUCAGCAGCCAGUCAGGCAUGUCAUAUAUGGGACAACUGAAAUUUUAACUGGAUCAGAGUUUGUUGACCAGCUUUCAUCAUUGGGGCAGAAGAUGGGUUUGGGCAGUAGUGUUGCUGCUUCAUCUACACAUUAAGACACAUGGCUUUUUGUAUGCAAUACCCAAAAGUUGCUCUUUGCUGGUCAAUGUCUCAAGGAGGGGGCAUGGGCAAGUGUUAGAGAUACUAUCUUUUCAAGUCAAUGUAGAUUCGAAGCCAGUUUUCUAUUUAGCCCACACAGUAAGUCUCCCUACCGGCUGUUAUAUGGAGAAUUGAACCAUCUUCCACUUUUUGAUGAAUUUAUUUUUGUGUUUUCCUUAUAUUUGAGUAUAGAUAUCUGACAGCUGCUAGACUUGUAUCUCAAUUCAAAAUUCUUGCCCUUGCCAUUGGAGUAUUAUUCCCUAUUUUCAUUUUAGGACUUUUCAGUAUUGCGAUUUCAUUGAUGACCAAAAAAAGGUGCUGCAAUUUCAUUGCAUAUAAUGAAUGUAUGAGUGAUCU